AUUUGUCCAACCGAACGUCGGCAUGGCCUCGAAGCUCCCCGACACGACCAAGAGCCUCGGUGCUGGCGCCAUGGACGUCGAGGACGGCAGCGGCGGCGGCGGCAAGAAGGUGGCUGGUAAGUGGCCAGGUUUCGUCCACUUCUUCUUCGUCCUCACCGUCGUCAUGUGCGCGCUCGUCUAUGCCCCGCGUUUCCUGUCGCCCGCCGUGUCCGUCGACUUCUUGGGGCUGCGCCAGCCGGCAUUGGGUAGAGCAGCGGAAGGACAAGGACAGGGCGUGCACGGCGGCCGCGUCAAUGAGGGCGAGGCGCUGGUCCUCGACAACCAGGUGGGCUCCCCGUGCGCGUCCAUGGGAGGCCAUGGCAUCUGCUGCGACCGCUCGGACUACAACACCGACGUGUGCUUCAUGGCCGGCGACGUGCGCACGGACGCCGCGUCCCUCUCGUUGCUGCUCUACCCGCCGCCCAACGGCACCGCCAACGCCAACGCCAACGCUACCGUGGCGGAGAAGGAGGAGGUGGUGCGGCCCUACACGCGCAAGUGGGAGAAGGGCGUGAUGGCGAACAUCCAGGAGGUGCGGCUCCGCGCGGCCCGGCCGGACGAGGCCGACGGGCACCGGUGCGACGUGCGGCACGACGCGCCGGCGCUGGUGAUGACGGCGGGCGGGUACACGGGGAACCUGUUCCACACGUUCAACGACGGGUUCCUGCCGGCGUGGCUGACGGUGCAGCACCUCCGCCGGCGCGUGGUCCUUGCCGUGCUCGUGUACAACCCGUGGUGGGCCGGCACGUUCCCGGAGCUCGUGUCCGGGCUCUCGCGCCACCACGUGAUCGACCUCCUGCACGACAAGCGCACGCACUGCUUCCCGGGCGCCAUCGUGGGGAGCCGCUUCCACGGCAUUCUCGCCGUCGACCCGGCUCGGACCCGGGACAACCGGACCCUGGUCGACUUCCACGACUUCCUCGCCGGCGCGUACAAGGACGAUGGCGCGACGGAACCGCACACCACGUCGCCGGCGCCCCAGCAGCGGCGGCGGCGCCCGAGGCUGGGCCUGUACUCGCGCAAGGGCACGCGGGUGAUCGAGAACGAGGCGGCGGUGGCGCGGCUGGCGGUAUCGGUGGGGUUCGACGUGUCGAUCCUGGAGACGGCGAACGGGGCGCCGCUGUCGUCGGAGUACGCGGCGGUGAGCGCGUGCGACGUGCUGGCGGGCGUGCACGGCGCGGACCUGACGAAGCUGCUCUUCCUCCGGCCGGGCCGCGCCGCGCUGCUGCAGGUGGCGCCGCUGGGUGUGCCGGCCGUGGCGCGCGGGUGCUACGAGAAGGCGACGACGAUGAUGGGGAUGCAGUACGAGCAGUACGACGCGGCGGCGAACGAGAGCUCGCUGGUCCGGAAGUACGCGGCGGACGACGUGGUGCUGCGCGACCCGGAGGCGGCGAAGCAGGGGGGCGGGUGGGACCUCAUCGCGCGCGUGUACCUCAGCGGCCAGAACGUGAGCCUCGAUCUGGACCGGUUCGGCGACACCCUGAGGAGGCUGCACGCCCGCGCCCUGCGGCUGCCGGUGGCAGGUCCGUAGGUCGCCGACUAGCCGCCGAUCGGUCGGCGACGAGCUGCUGCAAGCUAAUCGAGAGUUGCGUACGUGACAGGGCGCUGGAUCGUAACCAUUUGGUUUUUGAGGGGUACAACCAUUUUGUUUUUUUAGGUUCCUGUUCGACAGCACAGAUCAUUUUUCACUUUCAGAAAAGACCAUUCAAUUCA
Triticum urartu is the source of this 1752-nucleotide messenger RNA. RefSeq names its product xylan glycosyltransferase MUCI21-like. The record is from RefSeq and is a predicted model, not a curated record. NCBI's taxonomy places the organism in Eukaryota, Viridiplantae, Streptophyta, Magnoliopsida, Poales, Poaceae. Gene Ontology annotation, molecular function: glycosyltransferase activity.